AAGUACGAGAUGCGGCAUAUUCAAACGCGGUACGUUAUGUAUAAUUGUCGACUAAUUUUCCCCAAAUACACGAAGUAAGGGGGGAAAAUCGACAUUUCCCCUCCAUUUACGCUUUCGUCCUCUUUAUUUCUUCUUUGUUUGCCUUUAUUUCCACUUUAUUGGUUGUUUGGGGUUUAUUCUCUUCUCGAUAUUCUCACUAAGAGACGGAAUAUCCCUACCAGACUUUUCUGUUUGUCUUUUGAAAAAAAAACUGCCAACUGGACGAAAACUCAUAGGUGAAUAUAUUAACAAUUGCAUACCACAUACUUCCAAAUUUAUACAGAAGUUUAUGCUUCAAUAGUCAGUCCCAGUGAGCAUUAAUUGAUCAAAAAGAACACUCAAGCUAAUCAUUUCCAGGAUCAAAUCUCACUCCCUGAUGCUCGUUCUGUUUCCACCCCCAACCCUCUUCUGGCUUCAGCUUCCACACGUUCUCCGCGUUGAGGCUGACUCAACAUGUCAGAUGUUGUUGAGUGUUUUGUUUGCAAAAUUAUUUUUUGUGACCAGGAUGCCUAUUGGAAACAUGUCUACGAGGAAGACUGUCACAAUCCGUGUAGAACUUCAACUGCUGAUUUCAGUAAUGACAAAACUAACAUCCAAAAAUCUGUUGAAAGUCUGUCUAAAAUAAGCAAUCACUCUAGCAAACCAUCUACAAAUCAGCCUUCCAAUGUUUUGUUAAAACCAUCCUCAUCUGAUAAAGUGUGUAAUGUUAAGGCGCCACUCAAUAUAAAACCUACUAAUAAGGCUUUUUGCCAUGUUUGUCAAACUCAUAUGAGUCAUUUUGAUUUAACUCGGCACGAGACCGGUAAAAAGCAUUUGAAAAUGUUAGAAAAAGCGAACAUAUAUGCCCCCAAAUCAGUCGACAGACAUCAAGAUGCCAACUAUUCUACUCUUAAUCAUCAAGGAAAUUAUUUUAAAGACGAAAAUUAUUGUGACCGUAGUCAUAACCCCCAAAGCAUGACUUAUGAUAUACCGUCGUGUAAGACUUCAUCUUCAGAGGCUCCAGUAAAAUGUGAUGCUGAUUCGCAGUACAUUCCUAAUGUACGUUCGCUCUUAAAUUUUAAUGAGACAUCCGAGAAUAAUUCAAACAAAUCAGCUACUAAGUCUAUUUUACGCAGAUUAUGUAUGACGGAAAUUUCAUCACUCCUAAGUCAAAUGGUUGGAGAUAUGUAUAAAAAUACUCAUUUUUAUAGGCAAUUAAGAAUAAAGUGUCGGAACGACCUAAAUUCUAUCUUGUGUCCUGAGGUCCCUAUUCUGCAGAGCACAGUCAAUCAAGAACUCUCAGAAACAAAUUCUUCCGGACUAAACAGCGUUUAUCAUGAUGAAAAUACGUCGCUCAGUCAGUUACUUUUGUCUUGGGUGAAACAACUCCAUGCACUAGACAACGAUUAGUUUCAUUAAUGAAUUGUACAUUUUUUUUGAGUAUUUCAUUGCAUCUUCACAAAUAGAGACUAUUUUGAU
This is a messenger RNA of Schistosoma margrebowiei, 1497 nucleotides long. Lineage: Eukaryota; Metazoa; Platyhelminthes; Trematoda; Strigeidida; Schistosomatidae. The record is from the annotation of a GenBank genome assembly.